This is a messenger RNA of Trichoderma atroviride IMI 206040, 835 nucleotides long. RefSeq lists its product as uncharacterized. The record is from RefSeq and is a predicted model, not a curated record. Lineage: Eukaryota; Fungi; Ascomycota; Sordariomycetes; Hypocreales; Hypocreaceae.
GCCCUCGCUCGCUCAGAUCAGCGCUCAUAUCAGCGUGGGGGAGCAGCUUUCUUUGAAACGAUACGCUCGGAUACGCCUCGCCAGAUUCCAGGUCGUCCGGCCUUGACAGCCUCGGGGCGCUGCUCGCUGUUCGCUACACUCUAAACUCUCGCUCGCUUUGCCUUUAUAUCUCGACCGAUGGAGAACAAGCCGGCUGCGGCUCCCGACGGGGAUGUUGCCAGCCAGAUUGCCGCCGAGGAAAAGGCCAUCAAUCUGGCCAUGAAGCGGCUCAAGCUCUUGCACAUCAAGGAGCGCCUGCUGAGGAACACCAUCCCCAAGAUGCUGGAGCCUCUGGUGCAGAAGCACCCAUCGCCAGACAUCAUGUACGCAGCCUUCAUGAAGUCAGUCAAUGAUGCGCAGGCAUCCGUCAAGGAGUUUGCCGAGUUGAUGAAGGAUGACACAAGCAAAGCUGUGUUUGACCGUGCUGAUAAAAGCAAGGAGGCCAACCCUCUGGGCAUCGUGCCUUGGAAACACAAGGAUUAUCCAGACUGGUUCGUCAUGGAUAAGGAUUGAACGCUUUCUUGAUUCACAGUUUGUUUUCCACGUUUCUUGCGAAAGGGGUGUUUUUAUGUUCGACAAUGGUGUUUUGGAGUAGAGGCGCCGAGGCGAAACCUGUACUUUCUUUCGUUUUUGGGAGCCAGCUCACGCACUUGAGUUAUGGCCAGGCCCUGGGAAAUGCAAGAAUGAUGAUGGAUUUCUCUUUUGGUAUUAGUUGGAUGGUCCCAUGCCCAAAUAUCACAGCAAAUUACUAGCUAUAAUGAUGCUUCAACCAACAUACACGUUCUUUCAUGAUGCA